GCACUGCUGGUUGUUGAGAGCAGAUUGCCAUUCAGAGCGAGUUUAACAUGACAUCAUUUACAAAGGCUGAGGAGGAGCGCCAUGACAAUUAUCUGAGGAAAGUGUACGAGAAUAUACAACACAAUCAGCGAAGAAGGAUGCAGCUCCAGAGUGAUUUUCAAUCACAACAGCGAAAUCAUCGCCUCAACAGGGCUGCCUGGCUGCAGGGUCGCUGGUUGGAGAUCAGUGAGCAGGAGCGUAGGGCUCAGAUCCAUAACCAAAAGCUACUGCAGGACUUUCAGAGGGCACAAGACACACUCAAUGACAUGUUGGCCCGCACCGAAGCCAUGAACAGUAUACGGGUUCAGUAUGAACAGUAUCUGGAAGAGAGCUUCCCACAAUGGCAGAAAAGACUGAAAGACAUAAGAGCUUCUGAAAAGUCCAAGGUACAUCAGCACUUAAAGAACUAUAUUCAGCAGAUGGAGGAGGAUGAAGGUAUGAAGACUGCUCAUAGGUCUGACUUUAGAGGCCCUCUAUCCUCCAAUUCUCCAAAUCUAUCUCAAACUUCUCACACCAUGAAAAACACUCAGACAGCAAAAGACAUCAAGCAAAAUGCUGACAGAUGCAACCCAAAUGGCCAUCAUCCUUACUAUCCACCCUCUUGGUUAACUGGCUCAGAGCCUUUUAUUUCCAGACUCCCCCAAAACAAUAUUCCAAAGGAUUACAAAAACCUUCAGAACAUUCAAGCCUUAAAUCAUCCUUACCAUUCUUUACCUGGCGAUUCACUCCAUCAAUCACAUUCUCCAGUCCAGCAGAAGCCACCAUCAAUGGACCAUCUAUGGGCCGGUAUAAGGCAAGGGUUUAUGCCUACAGCUCACUUCACUCCUGCUGGUGCUUCUUGGCCACGACUUCCUGUGCUGAGCCCCAUGAUGUGGGGUAUGAUGGAUGUACCAGACCCCAGUGAGGAAAGAAUCCAACGCAGUGAGACAGGCAAUGAGAAGGUUGCAAAAGAAACACUGAACCCAAAUGAGGAGAGUUGCCAGAGACUAAAACAUAGGAGGAAUGGGAAAGAGAGUGAUCGGUCUGAGCUAGACUGUAGGCCAGUGCGUCUAUCAACUGACCAUGAAGAAAGUAGUGAAGUCAUGGUUUCUGGGAUGCAAAAAAGGGGAAAGAAAAAAAGAGAUGGGACCAAAUCACACUCCACAGAAUAUGAUAACAAUUCUCAAGGCUCUUCCACUAUGUCCCAAGAUGCUUCGGAUAGCCACUCGGACACAAAAAUCAGCAAAAUACAUAAAAAAACAUCUAAGAAGUAUAGCAGCAAAGAACCUAUUGUCACUAAGAAAAAUGUUGAUGCAGUGAUGCAAGAUGAAGAGGAAGACGAACAGGAAGAAAGCAGGAGCCAAGAAAUACUUCCAAGUAGUGUAAGCUCAGAAAAGAAAGCUGGAUCUGAAGGACUCAACAUUAGAGAGGAAGAAGAUUUUGAAGGAAAUGAUGACAGUCAUGUUGCAGAAGAGAAAAUAUGUGAUGGAGAAGUUGAAGAUGAAGAAGAGGACGAGGAAGGCACAGGUGGAGAAGAGGAAGCAGAAUUGGAUGAUGAAGCACAGGGUGAUGAUGAAGAAGGGAGUGAGAAAGUGAUGGGAAAGAGAGAUGGGAUUGAACUCAGUGAUGGAGAAGAGCCAGAAGGGGGAGGAGAUGUUCCAGAGGAUAUUCCAGAUAGCAAAGAUGGAGGAGAGACAACGGAGGAAGAGGAGAGAGAGAACAGUUUUCAAGAUGGAAAGGAGGCCAGAAAAACUCAAGGAAGUGUAGAGGAUGACAAAAAACUUAAUACUUCAGACAGAGACAUUCACAAAAGUCUUGAAGAGUUGUAUGCAGAUGAGACCGAAGAUGAAGAGGUUUGCAAUCAAGAAACAGAAGAUGAUGAAGAUGAGGUUGUGGUUGAGAAAGCAUACCCCUGGUCAAGAGACCCUUUUGAUGAUCACACAAAAUGCCCUGAUGAUGAAGAUGAUGAUAUUGAAGGCCUUCUCAACCCUGUCAACUCCCAAACACAGAAGGAGGAUGACGUGGAGGAGACAGACCAGUCAGAUGAUCAACACUCUUGUUCAAAAGAGGAAAAUCAACCACAGAAGAACCAUCCUGCAGCCACAGAUGAGUCAGUGGAAUCUGAUGAUGAGUUUGACCACUUCUAUGAUUAAACCAGAAAGUAGAACAUAAAGGUGGGAAAUAAUGGAAAGAGGAAACAACAAUGGAUGAAUACAUUGGACAGAAGCUGCAAUAACUCGAUGCUUUCAGAAAAUGAGCAAGGUGCACACCCUAAACAGCAGCCUCAGACCGACCAGAGAGCCACAAGGCCGAGCAAUGAAUAGAGGAAUCAGAUUACAAAGGGAUGAAAGAGGAAGAAAGGGAUAAAUAGAUGCUGGGUGUCCCUCAUCUUUUUUUUUUUUGUUAUUUGCUGGUAGCUUAUCUGACUGUCCUGAAAGCACCACACCACUGUCACUCUGCAAACACAGGUGGAUCCAGAGAUGAAGAGAGAAUAAUAGAGGAGAUGAAUAGUGGAUGACAUUAAAUGAAAUAGGCCAAGUUAUAGAUUUUAUUCUGAGCAAAUGGUGUCACUUUUAUAAAACCGAAAAGUUUAAUUUCUUUAAUCUGUUUUAUUUAUGUCCUAUUGGGAAUCAAAGUGUUUGCCCUGAAUUCUUCGGCAUUAAUUUAAAUGUAGCCACAGUUUGAGCGCUUUCUCAUUCAGAUAGGGAGCGUGGCCUGAAGCGAGGGGGAUGAGUGGGGGUUCGGACGAAGAGGGGGUGCUAAGGGAAGGAGUACAGGCCUGUCACUGCCUCUGAGUGAUGGCUAUUUGAACAGGCAUAUUUACCCGAGCCCUUGUGAAAGGAGACGGAGGGGCACUAACGGAGACGCGCAGGCACAGACAGGCAAUAAAAAGCUGGCCACUGUGUAAACAACAUGGCCUAGUCUGUUCGACCGCUGCCAUGCCAACAGGGUAGCUUCCACUUUUCAGCCAAUCACAUACCAGCUUUUUGACAAGUGGAACAAAACCCCCAUCAGAUGUUUUAAGCAGCCAUUGACGAAAUGUUAAUAAAAUAGUUGAUAGUUUUGGGUAGUUGAUGCGAUGUGACAUGCUGUACCGUUUUUAAACAGCAUUUUGUAAUUCUUUUAUAAUUAUUGUGCAUGCAGCUUUUUUAUGACCUAUGAAUUUUGUACUUUAAAACUGGCACAACACAGGAUCAUUUAUAAUGUGAAAGCAAAAAGCUGAUCAUGAAUGAUGUAAAGCUUAAAUAUACACUUUUGAAGUAAUUUAAUUACAUUUAUUCCUUUUUAUUUAUACAAUAUUUUAUGAAAUUAUUAUUUAAAAAAUAUUUAAUUUGUCUUUCU
This is a messenger RNA of Megalobrama amblycephala (Wuchang bream), 3360 nucleotides long. RefSeq names its product glutamic acid-rich protein. The coding region runs from base 48 to 2171 and encodes 707 amino acids. The record is from RefSeq and is a predicted model, not a curated record. Lineage: Eukaryota; Metazoa; Chordata; Actinopteri; Cypriniformes; Xenocyprididae. The transcript has 11 exons.